GAGUUUUUGUGUGCUCUUUCUCUUCUCCUUCCUCCUCGUCACUCGCUUUCAAACAUUGUCUCGACAUACACUGCACAUUCUUUUCGUGUGUUCCCUGGAGGACGUUCGCCGUUUUGGAUGCUAGUCCGCCUAGAGCCAAUUUUAGGCCGUUUAGUCUGUUGAUCGAUUUCUCCACGCUCUUUUUAUGCACCAUUCAGCGUCGCCCGAUCAGGACUCCCUCCAUACACGCUCAUUGAUACUCGUUUGGCGAUUCAUUCUGCCCGUCAUAGCUCGUCUGGAGCCGAUCUUAUCUGCUACCUUGGGCAAUACUCUGUCGCUUAGAUCCACUGCAAUUUUUUAGUACCGGGACCUUCGUUUUGUUCCCCUCCUCUCUUUCCUCUUUCACUUUCUCUCUUUUUAUCCAAAGUCAUCGAUGUCGGGUCGGCCUGGCGUCGCAGAGAAACGCUUCUCAGCAAAUAAAUUUCACCCACUCCCUGAUGAUUUGAACAGCAACCACGGUAUGGCGAACCCCAACGACGCUACCAUCGAUAUACCCUUGACCACCGUGCCCAGUCGAGGCGGCACUGGUGCCCGUAAGAUCAACACCAAUGGCUACGACGCCGCUUCUAACGGCAAUUACGACAAUGGCGAAAAGUCUGGCUCGGACUUGCCUAAUCGACCUGGCCCUGGUCGUCGGAAGAAAACCAGUGGUGAAGCCUCUGCUAGCCAGAUAAACGAGGAGGAGGAUGCCAUCAAUCGCAUGGGCCGGAUUUACAAUGCAAUUCUCAACUUUUCUGUCAUAACCCGCUAUUUUAUCUACGUCUCUCCAUUGGCCCUGGUAAUUGCUAUUCCCAUAAUUAUUGGAGCUACUGCUGCUCCCAACUCAAAAAUUGGUGGUGUUAGGAUUGUCUGGUUUUUCACUUGGAUUGAGGUUGUCUGGUUGAGUUUGUGGGUGUCUAAGCUCUGUGCCCACUUUCUGCCAUAUCUCUUUCAGUUCCUUAUUGGCAUUGUUAGUGCUGGCACUAAGAAAUAUGCUCUCAUUCUCCGUGCCUUGGAGAUCCCUUUGUCCUUGGUCGGCUGGUCUCUGGUAUCUUUAGCCACCUUUAUGCCGAUUAUGACUUCAAACCCGGAUAACAGCGCCCAUGGCAACGAUUCAUCAGGCUGGGAAUAUACAGUCAAGCAAAUUCUCUUUGCCCUCUUGAUCUGCACCCUUAUCCUUCUGGCUGAAAAGACGCUAGUCCAGUUGAUUUCUGUCAGCUACCACCGGAAGCAAUAUGAUACCAGAAUCAAGGAGUCAAAGCACAAUAUCGACCUGCUUGGGUAUCUCUAUGAAGCGUCCCGGUCCAUGUUCCCAGAGUUUUGCAAAGAGUUUGAAGAAGAGGACGCCGUCAUUUCCGACACCAUUCUUGGUAUGGAAAAGAAGAAAUGGAAGCGCCACGGCCAUCACGACUCCGUCGCGCCUAUGCGUCUCAUCCGUAACGUAGGUCGCAAUGUCGGUCGUGUUGGCGACAAGGUCACGGCUGCGUUUGGCAAUGUUGCCUCUGAAAUUACUGGCAAGCACAUUUUUGAUACCGGUUCCGCCCAUUCAAUUGUUACCAAUGCAUUGGAUCGCCAUCGCUCUUCUGAGGCACUUGCAAAGCGUAUUUGGAUGUCUUUCGUGGUUGAGGGCAAGGAUGCACUAUAUGCAGAAGACAUUGCUGAAGUGUUAGGCGCUGGCCGCGAACAUGAAGCUGAAGAGUGCUUCCACAUCCUGGACCGCGAUGGAAAUGGAGACGUCAGCAUGGACGAAAUGAUUUUGACUGUAGCCGAGUUUGGCCGUGUGCGCAAGUCGAUUUCCAGGAGCAUGCACGAUGUCGACCAUGCCAUUCACGUUCUAGACAACUUGCUUCUCGUCGUUGCUCUGAUUAUCAUGAUUCUUGUCUUCGUUUCUUUUGUGACUACCGGUGCUGCAACUGUUAUUGCUGCUGGCGCGACCUCGUUAUUGUCUCUCUCUUUCGUCUUUUCCGUCACCGCCCAGGAAGUGCUUGGUUCCUGCGUUUUCCUCUUCGUCAAACAUCCCUUUGACGUCGGCGACCGCGUUCAGAUUAGCACGCAGGAAUUGUUCGUCGAGGAGAUUUCCCUGCUGUAUACAGUCUUCCGUACUGUCGCCGAGCAACGGAUCACCCAAGUUCCCAACGUUGUUCUGAAUACCACCUGGAUUGACAACGUCACUCGUUCCAAGGCCAUGCGGGAACGCAUCUCUCUCUUCGUCGACUUUGCCACCACAUUCGCUGACAUCCAGCUGCUCAAGCUCGAGAUGGAGAAGUUCGUGCGUGAGAAGGAAAACAGCCGUGACUUCCAACCUGACAUUGACAUCGAGGUGGUCGACCUAGGCAAUAUGGACAAAUUGGAACUCCGCGUCGAAAUCCGCCACAAGUCCAACUGGUCGAACGAGACUGUCCGCGCUGCGCGUCGAUCCAAGUUCAUGUGCGCUCUCGUACUGGCUAUCCGCAAGGUUCCCAUCAAUGGUCCUGGCGGUGGUGGUGCCGCACUGGGUGCCCCUGGCAACCCAUCCUACUCUGUCGCAAUCUCCGACGAACUGGCCAAGAAGUACCGCGAGGACGCUGCAGCAGCUCAAGAAGACGCUCGUUGGAUCCCAACCAGCCAGAUGGCCGAGUUGCAUUCCACUCUCUCCCCAACCAUGGCCGCGAAAUCCAGCGCUGUCGAGACCACCGGCAAUGACAGUAUCGUGCAGCGCGCCGCCGCAGGCAAGAAGAUGAACGAAGCUGCUUUCGUCGAGGUCCUGAACAGCCGUCCAGCCGGCUACGACAUCGCCCGUCCAGACGAGUCUGCGCAGCUCUUCCGCGUUCCCAGCGCUACGUCUGGCCAGGACAUCAACAACCAGCUGAGUCCCGUCCAAGAGUCCGACCGCACAUCACUCCUCCGUGGACCAUCUGGUCGUCGACGCGGCGGUGCUGAUACCUCGCCCGGACCUCCCUCACCACUGGCAAUCCCACCGGCUGUAACCGGCGCCGCGGCCCCAACUGACCGCUACGAGAUCCCCAGCUACUACUCUGCUGCCGUGUCCACUGGCGGUGCAGCUCCCUCUGGCGGCCAGUACGAAUCCAACAACCCAUACGGCCGCGUCUCGCCUGCCCACGGCCAAUCCGCAAACCCCUACCAGUCCGUGCCCCCUCAAUAUCAAUCCCCUCCAGCCCGCCGAGAAGUGCCGACCCAAGGCAAUGCUUUCGCACAGAUGCAUCAACAGCAGGUCGUGCCGCAGAUCCAGCACCCUGAUGUAUCGCCUGUGGACGACGAGGAUGAGACGAACACCCCUCGCCGAUGAAUUUAAUCAUGACCUUGGCCUUCAUUCUCUCACGGCUAUGACUAUCUAAAAAGCAUCCGUUCUUUCCAUAAAUGACGAUGUCUGUCAUCUCCGAGUUCUAGCGGGAUAUGUAAUUUGGAAUCUUUUCUGUUCUGUUCUGCUCUAGCCAACUGGCCCGCUUUUUGGGGUGCAGUGGAAUGUAUUCAUGUCAAAUAGAAUUUUGCAUCUUGAUUUUCGUAUCAGACGUACAUAACGGAGGACUCAUUAGUGCGUUUUCACGAAUAAAAUACCAUAUCAAAAAAUGAUGGCCUAUUUUGAAGACGUAACAGCGAAUGUCUAGCCUGAAGUUGAAGUUAUCGGUGUUUAUAGUUAACUUCUAUAUGAAGGUGAUAAAGAAAGUCUCGUUCAAAUACAGGGUUGAUAUUAGAAAGGAA
Talaromyces proteolyticus is the source of this 3717-nucleotide messenger RNA. Its product is annotated as serine/threonine protein kinase. Gene Ontology annotation, cellular component: membrane. Gene Ontology annotation, biological process: intracellular calcium ion homeostasis; calcium ion transmembrane transport. Lineage: Eukaryota; Fungi; Ascomycota; Eurotiomycetes; Eurotiales; Trichocomaceae. The record is from RefSeq and is a predicted model, not a curated record. Gene Ontology annotation, molecular function: calcium ion binding; calcium channel activity. The transcript has a single exon. Bases 413 to 3304 code for a protein of 963 amino acids.